GGUUUUUCUUCUGGAAGUCGGAAGCUUUCGUCUCCGUUUCCUCACCUGAAAGAUUCAUAAAUACUUCCAAAUCCAACCUAACAAUCUUCAAUUUCGCUAUUUUUUCCGAUCGGAUAUAAGUUUUGCACAGGGAGAGAUUCAGCUACGAAGAGGGCGCAGAUUAGGAGGAGAUGGAUUUCGAGCUUAGAAUGGCGAGAGAGAAGCUCGAGAAAGAGCAGAAGGAAAGGAAGGAGAUGGCUAGACGAAAAGUGCAGAGGGAAAGGAAAGCUAAAGAAGAGGCAAGAAAGCAACGAGAAGCCAUUGAAGCGGCUCAACUUUCAAGACGUCUCGAUGCUGCCGAGGCCCGAAUUAAGGCUGAUCAAAUAAUGGAGGAAUCCUUGCUUGCGGGAAGAGGAAUUACCUUUUACCGUGUUUUAGAAGCUAUACCUUAUGAGGGUAAUGGAGACAAGAUCAAGUUGCCCCCUUCUGGUUUCACAGAAUUGUCUGAUCAAGGUGCUUUUGAUAAGGGGCCUGUGUACUUCCAACUAUCAGUAGUACAUCAAGGUCCUUCUGACUCGGACAUCACUGAAGAAAAGACUCACAGAACCACCCGUUCUGGUGUGUUGGAGUUUACUGCAGCCGAAGGUUUUGUUGAACUGCCUCCUCAUGUUUGGCGAAAUUUAUUUCUGGACGACUCCUCAACGAAACCAUUAGUUGAAGUACGUUAUGUGUGGCUACCCAAAGGAACCUAUGCAAAGCUGCAACCAGAAGGUAUAGGAUUUUUGGACUUGCCAAAUCCCAAAGCUAUCCUUGAGACAAGUCUUCGUCAGCAUGCCACCCUUUCUCAAGGUGAUAUUCUGACUGUUGUCUAUGGGGAGCUUACAUACAAGUUAAAUGUUCUUGAGUUGAAACCAUCUUCUAGUAUAUCCGUUUUAGAAACAGAUAUUGAGGUUGACAUAGUUGGUCCUGAUUCACCCUCUGGAACCAUGGAUCAACAUGUUCUCAAGCUGCUAACUUUUAAGAAGCAGGAGUCUGGUAUGGUUGAGGAAGGGUGUUAUUCAUAUUACAAAUUCUCCAUAGACAACGAUAUAUGGGAUGUAAUUUCUUCCGGAAAUGCAAGGGUCGAAGUAAAGUUUGAAGUGGAGACUAAUGAAGGAGAUACAAACAUUUACAUUUCUAAGCAUCCUCUCAUAUUUCCUACUCAGCACCAGCAUUCUUGGUCUUCGCAUGAUAUUGGUUCAAAGGUCCUAAUCCUUAACUCUAGAGAUAAAAACUUCGGGUCUGGUACUUAUAGCAUUGGAGUCUAUGGAUUUAAGGGAACUUCAAAGUACCAAAUCACGGUGAGUAUCGAGGAUGUCACAAACCAUAAAGUGGGUAGACAGGAAGUCUCUUCAUCAACAUUUAUAGACCAGGAUACUGCAGAAUGUCGGAAUUGCAAGCAUUACAUGCCCAGUCGAACUAUAGCUUUGCAUGAAGCUUACUGCAGUAGACACAACAUUGUUUGCAAGCAUGCUGACUGUGGCGUGGUCCUUAGAGUGGAAGAGGCAAAGAAUCAUGUGCAUUGUGAUAAAUGUGGACAAGCUCUUCAGAAAAGUGAGAUGGAGAAGCACGACAAGGUGUUCCAUGUACCACUCAAAUGUGCUUGUGGAGUAGUCCUUGAGAAAGAAGAGAUGGUGCAACAUCAAGCGUUGGUUUGCCCACUGCGCCUGAUCACAUGUCAGUUCUGCGGGGACAUGGUUCAAGCUGGAAGUUCUGCUAUGGACAUCCGAGACAGACUGAGAGGGCUGUCUGAGCAUGAAAGCAUUUGUGGGUCCAGAACAGCGCCAUGUGAUUCUUGUGGACGUGCAGUGAUGUUGAAGGAGAUGGACAUCCAUCAAAUCGCUGUUCAUCAAAAGAGCUAGUUUCUGGUGCAGCCUGCAAGAGCAAUGUGAUAUCAACAUUGUCAACAUGGCAGGAGAUUAGCAGAGAUGCAAUGGAAUGGUCGAAUAAAUUGGUGAGUUUAGUAGAAAGUGUUGCAUGGUUUUAUUCUUUGAACACCCUCAGCUAGGAAUUUAAAGAUUGUUGUGGAUAUCAACAUUGGCAAUGACAUCAUGAAAUUAGUGUAUAAUAUAGUGCUUGAAAUUUAUUGUACAGUAAUGCCUGGAAGGAACCCAGCAAGAUGCAGUUUAUCUGUU
Molecule: messenger RNA, 2153 nt
Organism: Cucurbita maxima (winter squash)
Lineage: Eukaryota; Viridiplantae; Streptophyta; Magnoliopsida; Cucurbitales; Cucurbitaceae
Exons: 3
Coding region: 171-1880 (569 amino acids)
Cellular component (GO): VCP-NPL4-UFD1 AAA ATPase complex
Molecular function (GO): polyubiquitin modification-dependent protein binding
Source: RefSeq, a predicted model, not a curated record